ACGGAGACUGCGUGAGACGGCUGGGGGAAAUCCUGCGGCGCGUCAGUUGAACAAAGCCGGGGCACGUGAUAAGUUUGUCGUGUUUGUCUGGCCUCGGUGGGAAGCUCCCAGACUCACAAUGCCAGGUGGAGAGAUGCGGAGGUAGCGACCUAUCUUUAGAUUCGUCUUUCGCUUCGGUUGCAUGCGCUUUGGCGGCUUUUUUGGUGACUUUACCUGUCAUGAACCUAAGUGCUGCGAGGUGAACCAACCAACGCCAUGGCAUCGCACUCUCCGUCUCUCCGAGACCGUCAGGUCGCUUCCAUUCAGAAGAUACUCAAUUUAAACCACGACCCCAAUCCCGCGGAGGAUUCCAGCCACGAGGCAUCGGCACAAGGCCUCAUUUCUACCCCCAUCCUCAACGAAGAUGGCGACCCUAUCUGGAAGGUCUUGGUCUUUGACAACAUGGGCCGGGAUGUUAUCAGCAGCGUGCUCCGAGUCAAUGAUCUCCGAGCCUGGGGAGUAACAAUUCAUCUGAACAUCAACUCUACUCGAUACCCCAUUCCCGAUGUUCCAGUUGUCUACCUCGUCGAGCCCACCCCCUCCAAUAUCCAGGCCAUUGCAAACGACCUUCAGCACGGCCUUUACUCGCCCGCAUACGUCAACUUCCUAUCAUCUGUCCCGCGGCCCCUUCUUGAAGACUUUGCGUCUCAAAUAGCGACGACCGGCACGUCUGAGCACAUUUCACAAGUCUACGACCAGUAUUUGAAUUUCAUCGUGGCCGAACCGGACCUUUUCAGCCUGGGACUAGGAAAUGAUACAUACUGGAAGAUCAAUAGUGCGAAAACAAGCGAUGAAGAUCUCGAUGCGAUCGUCGAUAGAAUUGUUAGCGGGCUAUUCAGUGUCAGCGUUACUAUGGGUGCUAUACCGAUUAUCAGGUGCCCAAAAGGCGGCGCAGCAGAGCUUAUCGCGACCAAGCUUGAUCGCAAGUUGCGCGAUCACAUCCUCAAUUCCAAAGACAAUCUAUUCUCAACCAACAAAAAGUCCGCUCCCGGUGUCCCUUCGGCGCGGCCAGUCUUGGUCAUCGUUGACCGCAACGUCGACUUGGUCCCGAUGCUGUCGCACUCAUGGACUUACCAGUCACUUGUACAGGAUGUUCUCCAAAUGCGUCUCAACCGGAUAACGGUAGAAACGGCAGAUGAAUCAAACCCUGCGAAGGGUGUCUCCAAGAAAGCAUACGACCUGAACAGUAAUGACUUUUUCUGGAAACGAAAUGCCGGUGCCCCGUUCCCUCAGGUGGCAGAGGAUAUUGACGCCGAGUUGACGCGGUAUAAGGAGGAUGCGAACGAGAUCACAAGGAAGACAGGAGCUUCCUCGAUUGAGGAUUUACAGGCUGAGACGAGUGCGUCCGCACAGCACCUCAAAGCCGCCAUUACCCUGCUCCCCGAACUGCGGGAGCGCAAAUCGAUACUCGACAUGCACAUGAACAUUGCGACUGCUCUCCUCAAGGGCAUCAAAGAUCGUCAACUAGAUAACUUCUUCGAACUCGAGGAAAACAUCACCAAGCAAACCAAGGCACAGAUCCUUGAGUUGAUCAACGACCCUGCCAAGGGCACCAACCCGACAGAUAAACUCCGAAUAUUCCUCAUCUGGUUCCUGAGCACCGAAACAGAACUCUCCCGGUCAGACAUAACACAGUUUGAAGAAGCCUUAACACGCACAGGAGUCGAAGAUGUUAGCUCCAUUGCGUACGUCAAGCAAGUCCGCGAAAUCACUCGCAUGACGAUGAUGACCACAGCCGCACCUCAGCAGCAAUCCUCGGAUCUAUUCCGCGGCUUUUCCUCCCUCUCCAACCGCCUCACAGACCGCAUCACCUCCGGAGCCCUAGGCGCCAAUUUCGACUCGCUCAUCUCCGGCGUGAAAAACUUCCUUCCCGCCAACAAAGACCUAACCCUCACCAAAAUCACCGAAUCAAUCAUGGACCCCUCCGCCGCGUCCAGCUCUGCCAUAGCAAAGACAGAGAACUACCUCUACUUCGACCCGCGAAGCACCAACGCCCGCGGCACCAUGCCCCCCGCAUCUGCCUCCCGCAACGCCCAAUCUGCCGGUUCCUCCAGCGGUCCAGGGAUGACAGCAAGCUUCGGCCAGCGCCGUCAGGCUUUUAAUGAAGCCAUCGUCUUUACCGUUGGUGGCGGAAGCAUGGACGAGUACGGUAACCUUCAAGACUGGGUACUCCGCACAAGCGGGCAACAAGGUCACGAGGGCGCCGGUGGUCCCCGCGGCGGAGCCGAGCCCCUAGGUGGGCCGCGCCGAAGAGUCGUCUACGGCAGCACGGAUUUGAUGAACGCUAAUGAGUUCUUGACCGAGUCGCUGGCGAAAUUGGGUCGGGAGGGCUAGAUAGGUGUAUGUCUUGUAUUAAAUAUCCGCUUAAGGCACUUGAUUUGUUCCCGACCUUUGUCGCACUACUCUACUCUACUUUACAAGCCUAGCCCAGCCUAGGGAUCCGGUUCCGUCCCAAAUCUGUUUAUCAACAAUAUAUUAUAUCCGCAAUACAUGACGUGACUGAUGAAUUCUUCAAAUAAUGUCUGUGUAGCACCUCAAUAUAUCUUAAUAUAUCUUCUUCUAUGGUCUCUUGCAAAGAUAACAUCGAAAUACUCGUC
Aspergillus calidoustus is the source of this 2636-nucleotide messenger RNA. NCBI's taxonomy places the organism in Eukaryota, Fungi, Ascomycota, Eurotiomycetes, Eurotiales, Aspergillaceae. The record is from the annotation of a GenBank genome assembly.